Messenger RNA from Erinaceus europaeus (western European hedgehog), 906 nucleotides. Its product is annotated as tubulin alpha-1C chain-like. Gene Ontology annotation, molecular function: GTP binding; structural constituent of cytoskeleton. The record is from RefSeq and is a predicted model, not a curated record. Gene Ontology annotation, biological process: microtubule cytoskeleton organization; mitotic cell cycle. Bases 16 to 906 code for a protein of 296 amino acids. Lineage: Eukaryota; Metazoa; Chordata; Mammalia; Eulipotyphla; Erinaceidae. The transcript has a single exon. Gene Ontology annotation, cellular component: cytoplasm; microtubule.
UUCACCUCUCUCCUUAUGGAGCGUCUCUCUGUUGACCAUGGCAAGAAGUCCAAGCUCCAGUUCUCCAUCUACACAUCUCCCCGGGUCUCCACAGCUGUCGUGGAGCCCUACAACUACAUCCUCACCACUCACAGCACCCUGGAGCAUUGUGACUGUGACUUCUUGAUAGACAAUGAAGCCUCCUGUGACAUCUGUUGUAGAAAUCUGGACAUCGAACGACCAACCUACAUCACCCUCAAUCGCCUGAUUAGUCAGGUAGCGUCCUCCAUCACUGCUUCCCUCAGGUUUGAUGGAGCCCUGAAUGUUGACCUGGCAGAAUUCCAGACCAACUUGGUGCCCUAUCCCCGCAUCCACUUCCCUUUAACCACCUAUGCCCCUGUAAUUUCUGCUGAGAAAGCAUACCAUGAAGAACUUUCAGUUCCAGAAAUCACCAAGGCAUGCUUUGAGCCUGCCAACCAGAUGGUGAAAUGUGACCCUCGCCAUCGUAAAUACAUGGCCUGCUGCCUGUUGUACCGUGGUGAUGUGGUCGCCAAAGAUGUCAAGGCUGCCAUUGCCAGCAUCAAGAACAAGCGUAGCAUCCAGUUUGUGGAUUGGUGCCCCACUGGCUUCAAAGUUGGCAUCAAUUACCAGCCUCCCACUGUGGUCCCUGGUGGAGACCUGGCCAAGGUCCAGCGGUCUGUGUGCUUGCUGAGCAACACCACAGCCAUUGCUGAAGCCUGGGCCCGGCUGAACCACAAGUUUGACCUGAUGUUUUCUAAGCGUGCAUUUGUCCAUUGGUAUGUCGGUGAGGGCAUGGAGGAAGGAGAGUUUUCUGAGGCCCGAGAGGACAUGGCUGCCUUAGAGAAGGAUUAUGAGGAGAUUGAAGCAGAUAGUGCUGAUGGAGAUGAUAGGGGUGAAGAGUAUUAA